Molecule: messenger RNA, 2721 nt
Organism: Loxodonta africana (African savanna elephant)
Lineage: Eukaryota; Metazoa; Chordata; Mammalia; Proboscidea; Elephantidae
Product: E3 ubiquitin-protein ligase TRIM21-like
Exons: 7
Coding region: 158-1534 (458 amino acids)
Biological process (GO): positive regulation of autophagy; protein polyubiquitination; positive regulation of canonical NF-kappaB signal transduction
Cellular component (GO): nucleoplasm; cytosol; cytoplasm
Molecular function (GO): protein homodimerization activity; protein kinase binding; zinc ion binding
Source: RefSeq, a predicted model, not a curated record
UGGGGGAUCCCAGCCUCCCCUUACCCAGAUUUGAAGAUUGCCAGUGGAAUCAGGAGUCCACCCUCGCCUUCGAGUGCCCUGUUGAGUCCCCCACAAGAUCUCCGUGGUGCUGUUUAACAGGAACACUGCCCCUGUGGCCUCAGCGAAGCCCCUGGCAAUGAUGUGGGAGGAGGUAACCUGCUCUGUCUGCCUGGAUCCCUUCGUGGAGCCUGUGGUCAUUGAAUGUGGCCACAGUUUCUGCCAAAAAUGCAUCUCUGAGGUCGGGAAAGAUGGCGGCAGUAGUUGCCCUGUGUGCGGGCAGAAAUUCCUGCGCAGGAACAUCCGGCCUAACCUGCAGCUAGCCAACUUGGUGGACACCCUUGGACAAAUGGACCAGAGCACCAUGCAGUGGGAUCAGUGUAGGGUGCAUGGAGAGAAACUUCACCUGUUCUGUAAGGAAGAUGGAAAAGCACUUUGCUGGGUGUGUGCCCAGACACGGAAACACCGUGACCACUCCAGGAUCCCUAUUGAGGAAGCUGCACAUGAGUACCAGGAGAAGUUCCAGGUGGCAUUACAGAAGCUGAGAAGAGAGCAGGAGUUAGCUGAGAAGUUGGAAGUCGAUAUUGCUGAGAAGAGAGCAGCCUGGAAGGCAAGGGUUGAGAUGCAAAAAUCAAGGAUUCACGCAGAGUUUGUGCAGCAGAGAAACUUCCUGGCUGAAGAAGAAGAGAAGCAGCUGCAGAAACUUGAGAAGGAUGAGAGAGAUCAGCCCAGAAUCCUGGGGGAGACUGAGGCCCAUCUGGCCCAGAAAAGCCAGGCCCUGCAGGAGCCGAUCUCAGAGCUGGAGAAGAGGAGUCGGGGCCCAGUACUGGAACUGCUUCAGAAGGCUGAAAGUAUCCCGGAAAGGAGUGAGGCCUGGAACCUGAAGGAGCUAGGCGUUGCCUCCCCAGACCUGAGGAAUGACUUCCGUGUGCCAGGGCUGAAGAAGAUGCUGAGGACACACGGAGUACAUGUCACUCUGGAUCCAGACACAGCCAGUCCGUGGCUCAUCCUUUCUGAGGAUAAGAGACUAGUGAGGCUUGGAGACACCUCCCAGAACUUGCCUGAAAAUGAAGAGAGAUUUGAUAGUUAUCCCAUGGUCCUCGGUGCCCAGUGCUUCGACUCUGGAAAGCUUUACUGGGAGGUAGACGUGACCGGAAAGGAAGCCUGGGACCUGGGAGUUUGUAGACACUCUGUCAAGAGGAAGGGACAAUUUAUGCUCAGCCCUGAGAAUGGCUUCUGGACAAUUUGGUUGUGGAACAAACAAAAAUAUGAGGCUGGCACUUCCCCCCAGACUUCCCUCGACCUUAAGGUUCCUCCUCGCCAAGUUGGGAUCUUCGUGGACUAUGAGAACCACACCGUCUCCUUCUACAACAUCACUGACCAUGGCUCCCUUAUCUACACUUUCUCUGAAUGUGCCUUUGUUGGGCCUCUGCGGCCCUUCUUCAAUACUGGUUUCAGUGACGGAGGAAGAAACACGGCCCCUCUGACCCUGUGUCCACUGAAGCUGGGAUGGUAGGGGUCCACUAACCAUUGGUCUCUUCUGGACAGUGCUACCUGCUCCCUGUUGAUACCCUUCCCAGUUACUGCCCCUGCCUCUUUCCAUUAACUGAGCCACCUCUGCCUCUGCAGAAGUGUCAGCAUCCCAGCAAGCAGGCCUUGACAGGGAAGUCACUGACAGUCAAGGCCCAGUGGCUUUCAACAGCAAUAUUCCUGCCCUAGAUUGCAUAUGAUUCCCUCCAAGGAGGCCAACUACUUCUAUUUGGUCCAAAUUCAUCUGGAUCAACCAAAAACAUGUUUCCCCCUUGUUUAUGUGACUUAAAUUUUGUUUUCUUCUCUUCAUCCCUACAGCCAUUGCCUUUGGUCAGAUCUCUGUCCUAUCUUUCUUGCUUUACCAAAAGGCUUCCUGAGGGAAUUAUGCCUCAGUCUAUCCCAUUCAGACCUCGUUUCUCAUCUACAUCUAGGAUUAUCUUUCCAACAGACACGCACCUGAUCAUAAGUGGCUCCACAUUGCCUAUAGAAAAAUAGCCAUGGCUCAUUACCCAGAGAUUGUGUACCUUAUAAGGGAAGAUAUUAGAAAGAAUCCAUAGGUUCAGGCAUAUCGUUUCCCUGAGUCUACAGGGAACCAUAGAAUAUAACACCAUAGCUGGUAACGAUUGUAUUAAAUUUUGUGAAAUAAUAAUUUGAAAGCAUGGAAAAGUCUCAGGAAUGACUUCUCUUCGUAGCCACCAGAAUUAUGGCAUCCUGCACAUGUGAACAGAUCAGUGCUAAUAGGAAUUUAGUAGUAUCAGGCAAGAUGAGUCAUGGCAAGGCUCUCAUCCUCUUAAAAGUCUUUCAGGAAAACCUACUCUUCAAGUGCAUAUACUCCCUGGAAAGCAGAGAAGGCCAAGCCUUUGGAGGAAACCUGAAUCUUUGACCUUGUAAGUGAAGCCAUUCCAGUCAUUCAGCAGAUGGUGAGAACCCUGCGUCUUGCCCUGGGUACCUUCCACUGCUACCUGCUCCCCCUCAGGAUCUUCUUGGACUCAUAAUGAUUUUACUUCUAGAAUUAGGUUUACACGGUGCUGUUGGUUGCAACAUCAUACAUUUCUGUUUGAAUAUCAUCAGUUUUUCUGCUUCUGUGUCUCUAUCUUGGGGUUAGCCAAUGUAAAUAAUGGUUUGUGACCUUCAAUUGCUAUACUGGUUGGAGGAGGCUAUCAUAAUGAUAAA